GCCGGCUGCCAAAAAGGAGAGAGACGCGCGGAGGAGAGGAGCUGGAGGCAGGCGGGCUCACUGGAGGGAGCGAUGCUUGUCGGAUUGAGCCUGGGAUGAAUUGUUUCGCUCUUUUUGAUUGAUGGCACAAAAGGCAAAUCAAAAAGCGGCAUCGCGUUCAAAACAACUUUGACCAGGACUUGCUUUUUUUGAAUGGUUUUUGACAAGAGCACCUAAUUUCCGCAUCAACUCCGUCGCCUUGUUUUCUGGAGCGUCGCAUGCGCGGAGGAAGAACGACCUCCCUCGUUGAGCGUCCCCGGUCACCUGCGCUCCUCUGGCGGACUCAGCAGCAGCAGUUCCCGACGUUAGCUGUGAUGUGUGAGCCGCGUUCUUUGGUGGGCUGAAGGCACCGAGCGAAGGAGAGAAAGAGUGAGAGUGGCCCGAGACACCGAGGGGAGGGGGAACCGGGAGCAUGGCUCUGGUACCGCUGUCCCUCUGGGUGCUCACGACUCUCACCUGGGCCAGCCCGCUCCAGGGGUCCGUCAGCAGGCAUUCCAUUUACUGGAACAGCUCCAACAUCCAUCUGCGUCGCGAGGGCUACACCAUGCAAGUGAACGUCAACGACUACCUGGAUAUCUACUGCCCUCACUAUAACGACAGCCAGCGCAUCGUGGGCACCAGCGAGCAGUACGUCCUCUACAUGGUCAGCUACCGCGGCUACCGGAACUGCGACCCCCAGAUGGGCUUCAAGAGGUGGGAGUGCAACCGGCCGCACGCCCCCCACGCCCCCAUCAAAUUCUCGGAGAAGUUCCAGCGCUACAGCGCCUUCUCGCUGGGCUAUGAGUUCCACGUUGGGCAGGAGUACUACUACAUCUCCACGCCGACUCAUCACCACGGCCGCAGCUGCCUGAGACUACGCGUGUACGUCUGUUGCUCCACAGCCUCUGAUGUAGACGAUGAGCCAGAACCAACAGAGGCAGACUACACGCUUAGACCGGGCCUAAAGAUGGACGAUGUUGAUGAAUUCAACCCUUCUGUUCCCAAGCUGGAGAAGAGCGUGAGCGGUAGCAGCCCGUCCCGGGACCGCCUUCUGCUCACCGUCACCACGCUGCUGCUGGCCGUGCUCUUCGUCUCCUAGCAACGGCCAUCGCUUCAGCAUCACCAUGCCCACGAGCCUUCGGAGGGUGGACGGUCCAGCGGUGGGCGGGACAGUGAAGAUGCAGUCUGUGUAUGUGUGUCGUUUGUGUGUGUGAGUGCGUGUGUAUGUGUGUCUGUCCAAAUGUGUGUGUGUGUGUGUGUGUGUGUGUGUGUGUGUGUGUGUGUGUGUGUGUGUGUGUGUGUGUGUGUGUGGGUGGGUGGUUGUUAGUUCAUGCACGCCACACAAAGCAUUUAUAAAAGUGGCAACAUCAGACUGAAAUUAUUAAAUAAUUAUAAAAAGGCAACAAAAAAAAAAUCACACAAAUCCACCCACUCAUACGAUCGGCUGGUUCACUUCCUGUUGGUGCAUUGCCAUAGUUUCACGCAACGGGGCAACUGAACUGAAUCGAAUGGAUUUUUCCUGGGAUACAAUGGGAACAGUGUGGAGAGUUAAGGGACAUUUUUUUUUCUUCCCAAGCAGAAGAUGCUUCAUGAACAUAUCCUGGGACUGUUUUUAUUUUUCGUCAUCUCUACAAGCAGUCAAGCAGUGCGAGGGGAACAUUCGUAAAAAGCAUUUAAAGGUCCGAGGUUAAAGCACACGUGCGCACAGUCGCGGCAGAGCAUCCCCGCAUUUGAGCACUCAGCAAUACCGAGGAGGGAUGAAGGAGUGCGUUGGCGUCGCUGUGCUCGACCACAAUCUGUCUUGCGUGUAUGCGCGGGUGUGUAAGCAAAUGUUAACAUCCCACCAAAUACAUUCACACACUUAACACUUCAUUCAAAUGAUUGAAAAAACAAAACAAAACAAAACAAACUUCAACAUGAAAGUGGGGAGGUUGUGUCUAGCCAAAAGUCAACCACUACUACUACUAUAGCGGGCCGCCGACCAAGGAGAGCGUUGCCAUGGCAACUAGCACCUUAUUUCACCAUGGUUACCACUCCCCUGCCAGACAACCAUUCUGAACUCUAUUUGGGACACCCUGACGAACUCUUUUGCUCUCCCCUUCACAAACCAGAGGCAUGUGAGGCGUUCAGGUGUGCGUGUAAAUGUCAAGACCGGACCGCGAAUGAACAUUUAAAUGUUUUGAAAUGUAAUGAAAGUGUUUGAGUUUUUUUUUCUACAAACUUGAAACUCAGUGUCCUUCAGUGUAGCUUUGGUUUGAUUUUUUUUUUUUUUAAUUAGGGUUUCUGUGACAUGUCUUUGUUAAUAGUGAUGAGAUACGAUGGAGCCAUAUGUCAACUUGGGCUGCAUGCAGACUGGUGAUCGAACCUUGAGAUUGUUUGUGUUUUGCAGAAAUUUCAUUUCGAUCCGAUUGUUCGAUUUAAAAUGAAGCUUGAAGCAUCUUCUCACAUGUUGCUGCAUGUGGUAAUAUAGUGGAACCUCUGAAGUUGAACGCAGUGUAUCUGUUACCGUUUUGUUUGCCGUCAGAAGCAACCAGAAGAAAUCAUAGAAAACGAAUUUAAGAAUGUUGACACUAUCUGAAUGUAGUCAUCAUUUUCAUGGAACUAAGGAAACAUCGCUGAAGGGUUCAAACUGUCCUUGAAUUUGCCACAAGUACUUCAGAGGUAUCGCUGUAUUCUCUCUGACAGUUUUAUUGAAACACGACAUGAUUGAAGGCUUUUUUUAUGAAUAUGAUCGCAUUGUCGUCUGCUUUUCAGAAAAUGUGGCCUUUGCAAUCACAUUUGGAUGAUACUACACACACACACACACACACACAGACACACACAUUGGUAUUUAUAUAGCGCAUUCACGACAGCUGCAGCUGGAACAAAUCGCUUGACAGAACCUUUAACAAAAGAAUAAUACAACAGAACACAUAAUAUCAACUAUGGAAAAAGUGAUGAUAUUUCAACCUAUCAGGAGCGAUAUUUGGUAUAUCAUAAUUGUAGCAAUAUACAAACCAGUACAAAACACGCACAUAUUUGUACACAACUUUUUUUAUUUUAAUUCUCAAGAGCGACUGUGUUGUUCUGACCAUAUUAAAAUACAACCUAUAGGGAGUCUGUAGUCUCACAGCACCAUUGCAGUGUGCGAUCCAGCCCAAGUGUAUAUAUGGCUAUGAGUGUGUGUGGGGGGGGGGGGGGGGGGGGGGGGGGGGUGUCAAUCCUUCUUGCACUUAAGAAUUAGGACACAAAAGAACGUACGUGUGCGUGCGAGCGUGUGAAAGUUUACGUGACGUCAUCUGGCGGCGCAACAGAAGCAUUUAUUAGAGUUGGAAACAACAGUUACAAUCAUGUUUACCUUUCGACUGGAAUGACUUUAAAUGUAAACUGAACAAGCAAACAAACAAAGCAUAACAACAGAGGUUCUAACCACGAGCGUGACAACAAAAUAAUACAAAUCCUACUUUUAACAAGA
Hippocampus comes (tiger tail seahorse) is the source of this 3472-nucleotide messenger RNA. It is a transcript of the gene efna3b, whose product is annotated as ephrin-A3b. Lineage: Eukaryota; Metazoa; Chordata; Actinopteri; Syngnathiformes; Syngnathidae. The record is from RefSeq and is a predicted model, not a curated record. The transcript has 6 exons. Gene Ontology annotation, molecular function: ephrin receptor binding. Gene Ontology annotation, biological process: ephrin receptor signaling pathway; axon guidance. Bases 452 to 1117 code for a protein of 221 amino acids. Gene Ontology annotation, cellular component: plasma membrane.